Molecule: messenger RNA, 591 nt
Organism: Macrobrachium nipponense
Lineage: Eukaryota; Metazoa; Arthropoda; Malacostraca; Decapoda; Palaemonidae
Exons: 1
Coding region: 1-591 (196 amino acids)
Source: RefSeq, a predicted model, not a curated record
AUGGAGAAGGAGACCUUGCAUCGGGAUUUGAGUAAAAUGGAAGAUGACAGAAAUCUGUCAAAAGCCCAGCUGAACAAGCAGAAUGAAGACUUACAGAGACUCCGAGAAGAGAAUCGGAGGAAACAGAAGAACAUCGAGGUUCUUCAGAAGGAAAAUGAGCUAAGGAACAUAAAGCUUAAUGGCUUAGAAAAUGAAAUCGAAGAAUGCAAGCUUCAGAAACAGAGGGCUGACGAAAAUUUGCAACAACUGCAACAAUGUAAAGCAGAAUUAGCCGAGAGAAAGGAGGAGCUCAAAGAGCUCAAAGAACAGAAUGUCCAAAAGGACAGAGAAAUCCUGAGACUGGGAGGUGAAUGCUCCCAGAUGCAAGAGGAUAUCAUUUGUCUCUUAAAAAUGGUUCAAAUUUUUGCCGCAGUAAAGGGAAAAGGAAAGGAGCUGAAUGAGAUGACGAGGAGGAAAGUCCAACUCGAAUUCGAACUCGUUGAGAUGAAGGAGGAACGGAAACAGGUUGAGUUUGAAAAGAUGGAGGCAAUCGUGAAAUUGAAGACUCCAAGAAGAAAACGUUGCAAAAGGAUCACAAGAUCAGAUCCUUAG